AUGGAUACAGACAUAAGGAAUCGGAAGUGCUCUGCCUAUCCAUUAUUGUUCCCUUUACCUGAUUCCACUCCUCACAUUCUUGUGCUUCCAAGUCCUCUACCUAUCCUCCCACGAUCCUUCCAGAAAAGAUUUAGCUCCGUUCAGUGGAUUCACAACACUUUCAUUGAAGAUUUUAAUCAGAAACACUUCCUCUCAAAGUUUAAUUCGGUGAAUUAUGUUUUCUCUGUAAAGCAGAAUCAAUUGACAGGGGAUUUUUUUGAGAUCGAAAAGAAGGAUGUAUUGGUGAUCCGAAGCAUGAGGAACUUGCAACAACAAGAAGGAGGACAUCGUCUCCAUCGGAAAUUCGGACAAGGAGGACACCAAAACCCAUAUCAGUGA
This is a messenger RNA of Lactuca virosa, 378 nucleotides long. Lineage: Eukaryota; Viridiplantae; Streptophyta; Magnoliopsida; Asterales; Asteraceae. The record is from the annotation of a GenBank genome assembly.